GAGGACGAGCUGCAGAGGCAGGUGGCGCUGCUGACCGCGCAGUGCGCCGAGCUGACGAAGCAGGUCCAGGACAUGGCCAGCUCGGUCCAGGGCCUCUCCGCGCACCGCAACCUCGUGCUGCGCGCCGGGAGGCCGGCGACCCGAGACGCGCUGCUGGAGUUCCGGCCCACGCUGCCGAUGGUCGAGUACCAGCCCACGCACGUGUCCCAGCUGCAGAACGAGGACCUGGCGAUCCUAGGGCAACUGGGCAACCACGCCGCACACAAAGAACGCCUGCUGCGGGAGAUCAUGCAAGUAGACGGCGUGAGCUGGGAGAAGGCUCACGAGAAGCUCGCUGAGAUGGACGAGUACAAUGAGAUGCCCUACUGGCUUCAGACUACGCCCUACCGCCUGGGCAUCUCCGGCGCGGUGGCGGGCGCGGUCGCGUCAUG
This is a messenger RNA of Prorocentrum cordatum, 431 nucleotides long. NCBI's taxonomy places the organism in Eukaryota, Dinophyceae, Prorocentrales, Prorocentraceae. The record is from the annotation of a GenBank genome assembly.